This is a messenger RNA of Cuculus canorus (common cuckoo), 1992 nucleotides long. It is a transcript of the gene GPD1, whose product is annotated as glycerol-3-phosphate dehydrogenase 1. Bases 156 to 1205 code for a protein of 349 amino acids. The transcript is spliced from 8 exons. Gene Ontology annotation, cellular component: glycerol-3-phosphate dehydrogenase (FAD) complex; cytosol. Gene Ontology annotation, molecular function: NAD binding; glycerol-3-phosphate dehydrogenase [NAD(P)+] activity; protein homodimerization activity. The record is from RefSeq and is a predicted model, not a curated record. NCBI's taxonomy places the organism in Eukaryota, Metazoa, Chordata, Aves, Cuculiformes, Cuculidae. Gene Ontology annotation, biological process: glycerol-3-phosphate catabolic process; carbohydrate metabolic process.
GCCUGGGCAAGCGUUCGGCUGCCCCGGGGCAUGGGUACCCGGUUACCCCAGGGCAAGGCGGAGCGGGAGGCGGGACGGGGCCCGCCCCUGCUCCAGGCAGCCUUGAAAUACCAGCUGUGGGCUCAGUGUUGCGCAGCGCCUGAACUGCCGGCACCAUGGGUGGCAAGAAAGUCUGCGUCGUGGGCUCUGGCAACUGGGGCUCAGCCAUUGCCAAGAUUGCCGGCAGCAACGCAGCACGGCUGAGCACCUUCGAGAACCAGGUAAACAUGUGGGUGCUGGAAGAGGACGUGGGUGGGCGACGGCUCACUGAGAUCAUCAACACAGAGCAUGAGAAUGUGAAGUACCUGCCAGGACACAAGCUGCCCCCUAAUGUGGUGGCUGAGCCAGACCUGCUGAAAGCCUGUGCUGGGGCCGACAUCCUCCUGUUCGUGGUGCCCCACCAGUUUAUCCGCAAAGUCUGUGACCAGCUCAAGGGCCAUGUGAAGAAAGAUGCUGUUGGGGUUUCGCUGAUCAAGGGCGUGGAUGAAGGACCAGAUGGGCUGAGGCUGAUCUCGGACAUCAUCCAUGAGAAACUAGGAAUAGAGAUGAGUGUCCUCAUGGGGGCCAACAUCGCUAACGAAGUGGCAGAAGAGAAGUUCUGUGAGACAACCAUUGGCUGCAAGAAUGUGCAGCACGGGCAGACGCUGAAGGAGCUGAUGCAGACACCAAACUUCCGUGUGACGGUGGUGCAGGACACAGACACCGUAGAGAUCUGUGGGGCUCUCAAGAAUGUCGUGGCUGUAGGAGCUGGUUUCUGUGACGGGCUCGGCUUUGGAGAUAACACAAAGGCUGCUGUGAUCCGUCUGGGACUGAUGGAGAUGAUCGCCUUUGCCAAACUCUUCUGUAAAGGUCCUGUCACCUCCUCCACCUUCCUGGAGAGCUGUGGGGUUGCGGACCUCAUCACUACUUGCUACGGUGGCCGCAACCGGAAGGUGGCUGAGGCUUUUGCCAAGACUGGGAAGUCUAUUGAGCAGCUGGAGAAGGAAAUGUUGAAUGGGCAGAAGCUGCAGGGUCCCCAGACAUCUGCGGAGCUGCAUCGCAUCCUUAAAAGCAAGAAUGUAGUGGAAAAGUUCCCCCUCUUCACAGCUGUGUAUCGGAUCUGCUACGAGGGCAAACCCGUUACGGAUGUCAUCGGGUGUCUCCAGAACCACCCUGAGCAUAUGUAAGUGGGCUCUGCCUGCAAAGCCACCCAUCCUGCCAAGGUCAGCAGAGAGCUGCCUGCACCAACUCGCUGCUGCUACAGCCUUGUAAGGACUAGGGAUUUCCUGGGAGCCUUUGCAGAAGGGCAGAGGUUCCCUUUCUCAGUCCUGGACACCGGCAGCCUGAGCCUGGCACCUGCACAGAGGUACCUGCUGGUCUCCCUUUUUCUCUUUGAAGAGCUCAUUUAGCUUCUGCUGCUGUCUAGGGUCUGCCCUGAGCAGGGCCAAGCAUCUUCCUCCUUUUGCUUUUUCUUGCUGUGAUGGAUUAAGUUCUUGGAAGGACUCUGCCAGGUCAUCUUGAUCAAUACAGCAGGACUCUGCCUGGAAGGACAAGCUUCAUUGUUAGUCCUGUGGGGCCACUUUGCAUGGAACCAGCCCUCUCCUGCUUGCUGCUGUUGCUUUUGGCUUCACUGCCUCAUGGAGAGGGCACAGCUCCCUGCCAGGCUUCAGCAGCGUAAGCAAAGCUCCUCAGGACUUUCAAAGGGGCUGAGAAUCACUCUGCUUUCUAAGAAGCAUCAGCACAGAAAACAGCAUUCUUCACCACCUUGACAGGGUCUGCUUCCCCAGACACCACCAAGCGCUUCUGCCCAGCAGCUCAGCCAACGCUCUGUGUGAGGGCAGCCCCCAGGUGGAGACAUCAGAGCUUGUUUAUUUAGCUUUUUUGCUCUUGCAAUCAAACCUGGCCCCUGCACCCAGGGAACUCCCCUGUUGUCACAGAUUUGCCCGUGCUAAUUCCAUGCCCACUGUCUCUGGA